AUACUAAGCCAAUCUAGCGAGACUCAGCGAGCCCGUUAAAAACCCUCGGGCUGAAGUUAGACCAAUAAAUCAUUAGUUAGGCUCUAUAAAAUAAAUAAAACUACACCAAAUCCGCAAGAAAAUUAACCAUCGAAAAUAAAAAACAAAAAUAGCUGAGCAAAACCCUUUUAAAAACCCACACACUGUCCCUCUUUCUCAUCCAGUCGGGUUCUCCACCGCUAAGUGGCCGCUCUUCCGCUUUCCUCCGCCGUGUUAGCCGCUGCAGGCGGAGACCCACCAAGCACGGCAGUUCCUAAUCCGUAAUCCCAACUUCACACACUGCCAAUUCAUUUGCUGGUGAUUAAGCUUAAUUUGGAAUAAUGGAGAGUAAGUCACGCCGAGAAAAGCGAAAAGAAGCUCGAUUAGCACAUAAUAAGCAAAAACAUGACUCAUGGCUCCAAGAUCAGAAAUCUCAGAGGAUGGAGAGACAAUUAAGAGACGUAAAGUCAAAAAAGGGGAACAAAAUAAAGAAUUCACAAACUCGGUUUCUUAAAGAAAAUGAAAUUGUGCAACAAGCUAGUGAGCACUCCACCAUUCCAAGUAAAGCAGAGAGUAAAUUGAAGCUUGAGGAAGAUCAUGAUUUUAAUGAAUCAAAGAUGGUUAAAGGAAAGAAGAGCUUGAAAAGAACUUCGAAGACUAAGUUUGAAGAGUAUCUUGAAAUGGAGACGCCGAAUGCUGCCAUGCUUGCACAAAAGGACUUGGAAUUGGAGAGGAAACUUGCAAAGAAACUCAAGGUGAAAGAUGGUAAAUUAAGGGGAGAUGAUGAUGACCUCAAUAUGUUAUUUGAAGAUGUUCCAUCUGUUCUUGAAUCUUGGGAUGAAGAAGUCCCAGAUACUGAACGGUUUUCUGAUGAGAGAACUGUGAACCCUACUUCUAGUAAGAAGCAUAAGAAGAAAAAAUCAGCAGACCAGGCUUUCGAAGAUGAUAUUGCAGAUGACUCAACCAUUGCAGCUUCCGAGCUGGAGGACAAUGCAGAGAUGGCAUUCGAAGAUAUUCUUGCAAAGGUGCCAGCACGUAAGAGACGCAGGAACAGAAAGUUUUUGCAGCAAGGACAAGAAGGUAACAUGGCAGGUGAGACAGCCCUUGGUGUAUCCCUGCCCACUGAAAGCCAUAGCAAAGAGGUAGCAUUAAAUGAAGCUUCACCCAAGGCACCUGCAAUGGAGGGUAAUGUAAAAUAUGUUGCUCCUCGCUUGAGAUCUCGCGCAAGAAAUGAGUCGGAGGAGCAGACUCAAAUUCGCAGACGAGUUCGAGGUCUUCUGAAUAGACUGUCUGAAUCUAAUGUGGAAUCAAUUACUGGUGAAAUGGCCACAAUUUUUCGUAUAUGUGUAGGACACGGGUGCUUCAAUGAAAAUGUAGAAUCAGAGCAACAGGUUUUUUCUAAGGAAUCAUCAAUUAGCCGCAGUGUCAGCUCACAGAUUAUCAGUGAGGAGGUGUUGGCAUCUUGUUACAAUGGUCCUAGAGGCAAUGAACAGCAUGCUGCUGUCUUUGCCUCCUUUGUUGCUGGCAUGGCUUGUUUAGUUGGGAUGGACUUCAGUGCAAAACUUAUUGCUUCACUUGCCAAGACUUUUGAGGAGGAGUAUCUCAAAGAGGACAAUCUUUCCUUACGAAAUCUUACUCUCUUGCUAUCUUAUCUCUGCAUCUUUGGAGUUUGCUCAAGCGAUUUAAUAUAUGAUUUUCUGAUCAUGUUGAGCAAGAGGUUGACAGAGAUCGAUGUCUCUACCAUCCUGACAAUUUUACAAUGCUGUGGGAUGAAAAUAAGGGGUGAUGAUCCUGCUACUAUGAAAAAUUUUAUUCUUAGCGUUCAAAACAGGGUGAGCGAGUUAAAGGCUUCCUCUGGAGAUGGCCAGGGAAAAAUAAAUGGCAGAAGAAUGGAAUUCAUGCUUGAGACAAUAUGUGAUAUCAAAAAUAACAAGAAAAGGCCCAAGGAAGAUACGGUGCAACACACUCGGAUCAAGAAAUGGUUACAAAAGUUAAAGGUUGAAGAUAUUUUAAUAAGAGGGCUUAAAUGGAGCAAGCUGCUUGAUCCUGAAAAGAAGGGUCAAUGGUGGUUGUCUGGGGAUAUGGUCUCUGCAACCAAUGAUGUUGAAGAGGUUGCCAGCAGAAUUGAUAAAGAGGCUCUUGAGGCACAGAAAAUGCUGGAGCUUGCUGCCGCACAGAGAAUGAAUACAGAUGGCAGGAGGGCAAUCUUUUGUAUCAUAAUGAGCGGGGAAGACUACAUCGACGCAUUUGAGAAGCUUCUAAGGUUGGAUUUGCCCGGAAAGCAGGACAGAGAUAUUAUGCGGGUUCUUGUGGAGUGCUGCUUGCAAGAGAAGGUGUUUAACAAGUACUACACUGUUCUUGCUGCCAAGCUGUGUGAGCAUGACAAAAACCACAAGUUUACCUUACAGUUCUGUCUCUGGGACCAUUUCAAAGAGCUGGAUUCAAUGCCACUUAUAAGAUCAAUGCACCUAGCAAAAUUCAUAGCAGAAAUGGUUGCCUCAUUUACUCUCUCCCUUGCAGUCCUAAAAACUGUUGAGUGGAGUGAUCCCCAGAUGCUAAGCUCGAAAAGGGUCAUGCAUUUCAGAAUGCUAUUUGAGGCCAUCUUUGAGUACCCUGAUAAGCUUUUAUGGAACAUGUUCACGCGUAUAGCUGUCACCCCUGAGCUUGAACCUCUUCGACAAGGCAUGGAGUUCUUCAUCAAGGAGUAUGUUGUGAAAACGAACAAGAAAGUCAAUAAUAAAUUUAAGGUUGCAAAGAAAGCCCUUAAUAACACUGAGGGAGUUCUCAUGUGAUUCUCAAUGGUUCCAUUAUUUUUGUCCUUCAAGCUCUAUUAUUUAAUUAUAGUUUGGUUGACUAGACCAAAUUUUUGUAGAGAAAUUUUCAAUCCAAGGCAGAAGUAGGUUUUUCAGAUUUCUUAUUUCUAUGGUGGAACGUACUUAAGCCUGGUCUGUGCCUAAACUCCCAGAAAUGAAGUGUAAUACUGGUUUAAAUCCC
This is a messenger RNA of Theobroma cacao (cacao), 3012 nucleotides long. Its product is annotated as MIF4G domain-containing protein / MA3 domain-containing protein. Gene Ontology annotation, biological process: ribosomal small subunit biogenesis. Gene Ontology annotation, cellular component: nucleolus. Gene Ontology annotation, molecular function: RNA binding; protein binding. NCBI's taxonomy places the organism in Eukaryota, Viridiplantae, Streptophyta, Magnoliopsida, Malvales, Malvaceae. The record is from RefSeq and is a predicted model, not a curated record.